GAGAGAGCACUUCUCUCUGGCCCAUUAUCUCACACAAGGGUUCUGACCUUCAGCAUAUGGGGUGAGAGAUCACGGAGGCUCUGAACUGCCGGUUCUGGGGGGAGUGUGUGCUGAUAUUGGGUUGUGCUGGUUUGUGGCUCGUUCAGGAGGCAUGCAAUAGACUGCACAGCCUGUUCUUGUCAUGACUUGAGGUUCCCCCCAGGCUCUUUCGGUGAUGGUGCUUUCUGGUGAUACAUAAAAGAAGGACCUCUGUGGGUGGCAGAGGGGCUGGAGAAGGAGGAUCAGCCUGAUUAUUUGGCCAUUAUUUCAAAUGUGAUCAACAUUCCCAUUUGUUUACAGGACCCAUCUUUGUUACCUUCUGGAUAGUCUCCAUGACAACAUGAGCUUUGCAACUAUUAUCAUGUAGAAUACAGCAGUGCUUAUGUAUCUGGAAAGUAAUCAGUUGUGUCUCUGUCCUCUGGGGCUCUCAGAACAAUGUCAUAUUUCUAAACAUUGAAUAAAACUACAGGAAACCUCUUGAUAUCUUGAGGCCAUCUACCACAAGAAGUUUGAGGCCAGUACACCAAUUGAGGCCAUCUACCAUGAGAAGCGUCACCCAACCCUUGGCCCGACCUCUCCCUUAGUGGUUUGCCAUCUGGGACGGAUUGCAUGUUUCUCUCUGGGGUGAAAUGUCCUUGCUUCGGCCUUUACUCAUAUGGUGGUUCUGCUAAUCCUCCUCUCCUUUAUUUCUCAAGAAACAUGAACACGAGGCACUUGAAGAUUGGGGCCCUGACGGCAGCGCUCUUGGUUCUCGCAGGUUGUGUGGGGCUGUUCUUUGGGCUGUACUCGAGGGCACUCCCAGCUCAGCCAGAAGGGCACACCUAUGCAAAGGCAGCUGUGGCCACAGAUGCAGGCCCCUGUUCUAGCAUUGGGAGGGACAUCCUUCAAAAAGGGGGAUCUGCUGUGGAUGCUGCCAUUGCCAGUCUCCUAUGUGUGGGCCUGAUGAACCCCCACAGCAUGGGCAUUGGAGGGGGCCUUUUUUUCACCAUUUACUCGGCAGAUGGGAAAGUGGAAGUCAUUAACGCCAGGGAAAUGGCACCCAAGAAUGCAUCACGAGACAUGUUUGGCAACAACACAGCUCUGUCCCAGAAAGGUGGAUUGUCCAUUGCAGUUCCAGGAGAAGUCCGUGGCUAUGAAAUGGCCCACAAACGGCAUGGCAAACUGCCUUGGAAGGAACUGUUUCAGCCCAGCAUCCAGUUAGCCAGAGAAGGUUUCCCUGUUGGUAAAGGCCUGGCCGCAGCCCUGGAGUCCAGGAGCAGUGAAAUUGAAAGCAUUCCAUCUCUGUGUGAAGUCUUCUGCAAAAACGGGAAGGUGCUGCAGGAGAAAGAAAUCCUCUUUCUGCCCAAACUGGCCAGGACCUAUGAGACCAUCGCCAGCGAGGGUCCGGAUGCCUUUUACACCGGGAGCUUAGCGCAGCAAAUUGUGGCAGAGGUGCAAAACGCAGGUGGGAUCCUUACCAUGGAGGACCUGAGGGAUUACCGACCAACCCUGGAAGAAAACCCUUUAAAAGUAAAACUUGGCCAGUUCAGCAUGUAUACGCCCAGUGCCCCAUUAAGCGGUGCUGUGCUGGCCCUGAUUCUCAACAUCCUGAAAGGCUUCCGGUUCUCUAAGAACAGCACCGUGACUCUGGAGGAGAAGGGCCUGACGUACCAUCGCAUCCUGGAAGCCUUCCGCUUUGCCUACGCAAAGAGGAGUUUACUCGGGGACCCUGCGUUUGUCAACCUCACGGAGGUGAUCAGAAACAUGACAUCAGAGUCCUUUGCUGACAGCUUGCGGGGCAAAAUCUCCAACACUACCCAUAACAUCAGCUAUUAUGAACCAGAUUACUACACUCCAGAGCACGCUGGGACGUCUCACGUCUCUGUUGUGGCCGAGGAUGGCAGUGCGGUCUCCGCCACCAGCACCAUCAACCAAUACUUUGGCUCUGAUGUCCGUUCCCCCGUGAAUGGUAUCCUAUUCAACGAUGAGAUGGAUGACUUCAGCUCCCCCCACAUUCUGAAUGGCUUUGGGGUUCCCCCCUCGGUUGCCAACUUCAUUGCCCCAGGUAAACAGCCUUUCUCAUCCAUGUGUCCGACUAUCCUGGUGGAUGAGAAGAACAGAGUCAGGAUGGUGGUCGGUGCUUCUGGAGGGACAAAAAUCACAACAGCAACAGCCCUGACAAUCAUCAAUUCCUUGUGGUUUGGCUACGAUGUUAAGACUGCUGUGGAGGAGCCACGAGUUCAUAAUCAGUUAUUCCCCCCAGUUACAAUGCUGGAGAAGAAUGUAAAAAAGGAAAUAGAAGAAGACCUAGUGAAAAGGAAACAUGAGAUCCAGAGGAUCGAUAAAGGUGCUGUGGUGCAGGCCAUUCUCUGGACUGAAGGUGGAUGGGCUGCAGCCUCCGAUUCCCGGAAAGGGGGCGUCCCAGCAGGAUACUGAACUGGCCAGCUACCUGUUGCUCAGAAGGUCUGAGCUUGACUGGUUCACCACUGCCUAGAAAUCUCUGGAGCAAAUGAUUCUGUGUCUCAUCAGUGUGGGUUGCGUGGUAGAUUUAUAACGAACAAAGAGACGACCAUGGGACAAUUGUGCAUUGCUUCAGUGACAAAUACUGUAUGAAACAAUAUCUAUGCAUAUAGAAAUGGGGGAAAAAAUCCAGCUGUUGGCAUCAGCUUGGCCUUGGCAUUUUUUUAGGAUCCACAGAAUUCCUUCCUUGGUUCCUGAAUGCAGGAAUGAAUAUAAAAGCAUCCUGGAGAAAGCUAGACAACCCAAAGUGGCUUUUGUGUCUUGGUGCUAUCUGGCACGUCAGCGUGCUGGCCGCUUCCACUGGUGUUCUCCAAGGCACGUCAGCAGAUGGCGCUCCUUGCUGCAGAAGACCCAGAAGAAGACCUAAGAUUGAUGGUCUGUUUCCUUCUCCUCCACCAAGCAUCAUCGUUGGAUGGGAUGGAGGGGUGGGUGAGAAACAGAUGGCUGUGGCAUGGGUUGUCUAGCAAAAUCACACGCGUUUUGUGUGGGUGAAAGGAAACCUGAUCGUUGGGCUGCUUUGGGACACAGGUUCCAGAAGACAAGCUGAGAAACGUGAGGUGAGGAGAGUUGGACCGUGGAAGAGAGAGAGGGGUCUCUCUCCCCUUCACCAUCCAUCCCCCCCUUCUGCUGCCCCUAGCUACUGUUCAGGCUGAUCCAAAGGCCUGAACUCUCCCCUGCUGAAGCAGAAUGGGCUGGGAGGCAGUGCCCGCGACCAGAGGGAGGGGCCUGUGCCAGCCUAGAGGGGCCAGUAGGAGCUCGGCCAUUCCAAACUCCGAGGGAUCACCCGGCCACAGCAGAAACCAAAUGGUUGGUGGUACACCAGCCAAAAUGGUACUUUAAAACCAAAACAGCUCCGAAUAACAAGGCUGUUUCUAAUAUUCUCUUACUCCUUUUUGAAGUGUUGUGCCCAGACAUCAAAACUGAAUGAUUGCUUCCUGUAAUUGAGAAAACUAUACAGGUCAUUCAGCCUAAAACUGCAUUUCCCUGUUUGUGGUCAUGUCAGACUUGUACAGUUCCUAAUCAAGAUUCAGUAUCUUUUUGGCAAGUACGAUAUUCCCAAAAUCCAAUUCUCUUUUUGCCCAGCUGGAUAUUCCCUAGUCCUACACCUCCGCACUCGACUGAACAUUUUCUAAGUAAGUAGCCCUGUUGCUGUUGCAUUUCAUUCAUUCCUCUGUAUCGUUUUAAAUUUUAUUUCUUUCUAAGGUUCUUGUGUGUGUCAUAAAACCCGUUCUGCC
Messenger RNA from Python bivittatus (Burmese python), 3773 nucleotides. It is a transcript of the gene GGT1, whose product is annotated as gamma-glutamyltransferase 1. The record is from RefSeq and is a predicted model, not a curated record. Gene Ontology annotation, molecular function: glutathione gamma-glutamate hydrolase. Gene Ontology annotation, cellular component: plasma membrane. NCBI's taxonomy places the organism in Eukaryota, Metazoa, Chordata, Lepidosauria, Squamata, Pythonidae. Gene Ontology annotation, biological process: regulation of inflammatory response; peptide modification; glutathione catabolic process.